Molecule: messenger RNA, 264 nt
Organism: Rotaria sp. Silwood2
Lineage: Eukaryota; Metazoa; Rotifera; Eurotatoria; Philodinida; Philodinidae
Source: the annotation of a GenBank genome assembly
AUGUCAGUUGAUUCUGAUAUUGAAGUUAAUGAUACAAAUUAUAUCAAUAAUGAUUUUAUUCGACUUGAUCUCGAACAUGACAAUAAUUCUAGUGAAGAUGAAAUUGAAAGUUCAACUGCUACGGCAAAUAAUAUUAUAAUACCAAUCACCGACGUUCAAUCAUUUUCUACCAAUGGAAAUAACAUCAAUCCUUCUAUUCAAGUUUCAUCUUCUUCAAAUAAAGAUGCUACAACCAUUGCAGUGCAUCAAAAACGACGACAAUAG